UUUGUGCCCCAACUUUUUCGUCUUCCAUAAGUUGUUGCGGAAAUCCUUUGGGGGCGUUUUCUACUUUAAGCCACCUGGUCUGCCCAAGCACCGACUCCCCGGGGCAUGUCGCCUGCUCGGGACCUGGGAGUUUGAGCAAAUUGCAGCCGCGAGAUCGUUUAUGGAGCUUGGGGCGGGGGCCGAGUCCGCGAUUGUGCUCCGUGCUCGCCGCCUAGGCCAUGCUGCUCCAACGGCGUGCGGAGCGGUGGCCGCCGGGCCUCCAGGACUAAGCCGGGAGCCAAGGGAGGAGGAGGCGCCGGCGGUGGAGCGGGACCCAGAGCCGCGGCGGCGGGCGGCGCGGCAGACCGAGUACUAUGGCUAUGUACUGCUAUGCCCUCAAUAGCCUGGUGAUCAUGAACAGCACCAACGAGCUGAAGAGUGGCGGUCCCCGGCCCAGCGGCAGCGAGCCACCUCAGCCCUCGGGGAGGGCCGCACUGAGCCCCAGCAGCGUCUUCAGCCCUGGGAGAGGCGCCUCCUUCCUCUUCCCCCCAGCGGAGUCACUGUCGCUGGAGGAGCCCCCGAGUCCUGGGGGUUGGCGCAGCGGCCGGCGUAGGCUGAAUAGUAGCAGCGGCAGCGGUGGUGGCAGCAGCGGCGGCAGCAGCAGCAGCAGUGGCGUGGGAAGUCCGAGUUGGGCUGGCCGCCUGCGAGGGGACGCGCAGCAGGUGGUGGCGGCCCGCACCCUCUCCCCACCUGGGCCAGAGGAGGCCCAAAGGAAGCUGCGGAUUCUGCAGCGCGAAUUGCAAAAUGUGCAGGUGAAUCAGAAAGUGGGCAUGUUCGAGGCGCAAAUCCAGGCACAGAGUUCUGCCAGCCAAGCGCCCCGAAGCCCGCGUUUGGGCAGGGCUCGUUCGCCCUCCCCAUGUCCCUUCCGUAGCAGCAGCCAGCCCCCUGGAAGGGUCUUGGCUCAGUGCGCCCCAAGUGAGGAACGGAGGACAAAGUCUUGGGGAGAUCAAAGUACAGAGACCCCAGACACCAACUCCGGGAGGAGGGGCAGGCUCAGCCCACACCCCUCGAAGGACAAGGAGGGAGUGGCCCCUCUUUUACGCCCUGCCAGCCCGACCAGGUUAGGGACUCAGAGUCCAUCAGCUUCAGUGAGGAUGGAGACAGGCACCCCGACCAGUCCCCGCAGUGGCUCACCCACAGCCAUGGAAAUUGACAAGAGGGUUGCUCCCUUACCGGAGCACUUUGGAACUAGAUUAGCAAUGGUCAGUAAAGUGGCAGCAUCAGCCUCAUCCGUUGGACCACACCCUGGACAUGAUUCUGCCUUCACAGGGGCAGCCUGCGAGCUUGGGGGCAUGCGCCCCUGGGAGGCUCAGAUGGAGAGACAGGAGCAGUUUUUAGGCAGAGAGACAGGCUCAGCCUCAGAGCUUGGGCGGACCCACAUUAGAGAGCCUCCUGGGAGGGUGGGGAGAGGAAUUCAUCCAGUUGGUGGGCAGGGUUCCUGGACACCUGAAGUCAUCAAAAGGCUUGAUGAGAGGACUGUGAGUGCCCAAAGCUCAGAGGCCUCUGACGACCGGAGAUGGUCUAGACUGCCAAGAGACCUGGGCUCUGUAGAGGAGGCAGGAAGUAGGAUUCCAGGGAUCCGAGGACCCGAGCAGACCCCGGACAUUGUGAGGGAAGGGUCUCCAGCAUUAGGCUUGCUUGGGGGUAGCCAAGCAGCACACACAGGGACCAGGGAUGUGGAGGCAGAAACUCUGCUGGGACCUUUACCCCCUGAGGAAGUGGCAACAGGUUUGAAAGAAGCCCAGUGCCUCCCUGGGGACAGGAUGAUGGGUGUGCAGCCCGAGAGUUCCAGGGUUUGGCAAAAUGCCGUGAAGGAAGGCCCCUUGAUGUGGACGUGUGACACAGGGGUACAACUGGUGGAAACUUGGGGAAGCCAGCUACAUGACAGAGAUGCUCAGCGAGACUGCCAAGAGAUGCUCCCAGAUCAGAAGGACGAGGCCUCCUUCAAAGAGGCCUGCAGCCCUAGCAGCGUCCCUGCCAUCCCUGCUGUCAUCAUCACAGACAUGGGUGCUCAGGAGGAUGGGGGCUUAGAUGAGGUCCAAGGAAGCCCUCGGGGUCCCCUGCCUCUGAGGAAGCUGUCAUCCUCCUCAGCGUCUUCCACUGGCUUCUCCUCUUCCUAUGAGGACUCAGAGGAGGACAUCUCCAGUGACCCUGAGCGGACGCUGGACCCCAACUCAGCCUUUUUGCAUACCCUUGACCAGCAGAAGCCCAGAGUGAGCAAGUCAUGGAGGAAGAUAAAGAACAUGGUGCAGUGGUCCCCCUUUGUCAUGUCCUUCAAGAAGAAGUACCCCUGGAUCCAGCUGGCAGGACAUGCAGGGAGCUUCAAGGCAGCUGCCAAUGGCCGCAUCCUAAAGAAGCACUGUGAGUCUGAGCAGCGCUGCCUGGACCGGCUGAUGGUGGAUGUGCUGAGACCCUUUGUGCCAGCCUACCAUGGGGACGUGGUGAAGGAUGGGGAACGCUACAACCAGAUGGACGACCUGCUGGCUGACUUCGAUUCACCCUGUGUGAUGGACUGUAAGAUGGGCAUCAGGACAUACCUGGAGGAAGAACUCACCAAGGCCCGGAAGAAGCCUAGCUUGCGGAAGGACAUGUAUCAGAAGAUGGUUGAGGUGGACCCUGAGGCCCCAACUGAGGAGGAGAAAGCCCAGCGAGCUGUGACUAAGCCACGUUACAUGCAGUGGAGAGAAACUAUCAGUUCCACGGCUACCCUGGGCUUCAGGAUCGAGGGCAUUAAGAAGGAAGAUGGCUCUGUGAACCGUGACUUCAAAAAGACCAAAACGAGGGAGCAGGUCACUGAGGCCUUCAGAGAAUUCACUAAAGGAAACCAGAACAUACUGAUUGCCUACCGGGACCGACUGAAGGCCAUUCGAGAAACCCUGGAAGUCUCUCCCUUCUUCAAGUGCCAUGAGGUCAUUGGCAGCUCACUCCUUUUCAUCCAUGACAAGAAGGAACAAGCCAAGGUGUGGAUGAUCGACUUUGGGAAGACUACACCCCUGCCGGAAGGACAGACCCUACAACACGACAUCCCCUGGCAGGAGGGGAACCGGGAGGAUGGUUACCUCUCGGGGCUGAACAACCUCAUCGACAUCCUGACAGAAAUGUCCCAGGGCAGCCCUCUCACCUGAGGCCACCACCACCUUGCCUGCCACCGCUGCCCCCCAUUCCCCUCUUCCCCUAACUCUUCCUUCAUUCCUGUCUGAGCGCCCACCUAGAACAGAGCCUCCCAUCUGCACUACAGGACACUUAGGAGAAGAAAAGAGAUUUUCUAAGUCUCUUUUUCCUUCCUACACAAGGGCCUGGAGGUGGCGUUUCUAAAUCUCUCUAAAUAGAACUGCCUUCUGGAACAGAAUCAUCCAAAGCUAGGCCCUACAUCCUGUACAGUUGCACUUAGGGCUGGCCUGGGUCUUAAGAGGCCACGGGUUUUCACGGGGGUCUUGAGAAUUUGAGCCUCCCUCUGGGAGACCCCCAGAAAGUUCAGGCCCAGACUGACCACCCGUAGAGCCCUCCUGCCCCUGGUGGCUGGUGCCAUCAGUAUACACUGCCCCAUUGGUACCUCCCACCAUGGGCCCUGAAGCCAGGCCAGGGUCCUGAUUUCUGGGAGUUGGGAAUACAACCUCUGAGGAAUCUGCAUGUGGCUGAUGAGCAAAGGAUUCUCCAAGGAGAGGGCUCAGUUUCCAGGAGCACUGUGUGGCCUUUCCAGAGAUGCUAAAUCAGGACCCCACCUUGUGUUAAACACUUGGGAUUCAGGCCAGGCUAGGAGCUGGAAGUAUGGCGAGCAGCUCGACCUCUUCUAAAGAACUUUGCUCUUGCAUCUGGGACCACUGUCCAUGAAUUCGGAGGGGUCAUUCUGCAAAGCCAGGCUUUGUUACCUCCCUUAGGUCUGCCCUGCCAAGGGAUGGUCCAGAGCUGGGUAGAAUACUCACGGUCCACACCAACCCUCCGCAGCUCUCAGAGCCUGCCACACCAAAUCCUUGGUAGCCAGUCACCCCUGCCUCAGUGCCCAGAGUUCUUCCAUAGGGGAACCUCUAACAAUUUGGGCUGUUCAGGCCUUAGGGAAGCAGGAUUUGAGCUUCCAGGAAUAAUUUCUAAAUCUCCCUUGAAGUCUCUUGCUCUUCCAGCUUGAAGGGCUUAGGCCAAUAUUUCUCAGUGUUGUGUGGGUAGUUCUCAGUGUUGAUAGCGGUGCCCAGGGCCAUCCCAAGCCUCCUCCUUCCUGGAGCUCUGAGCUGCUUGAAGGGCUUGAAGGACAAUUGUUAGUCACCGCUGCAACUGUGGAGACAGUGACCUCUGAUUGAAAAGGGUGUAUGAUUUGUGUGACGGCUAAAAGACAAAACUCCAAGCUUUGUUGCCAUUUGGAGCUGUCCUCCGGACUUGUCACCUCCCCUAUUACUGAGACUUCUGGGUCUCACGUAUGGAUGCUCUUCUGGGUACCAGGCCAGCAGACACAGGUUGGGAACACUGAGGGAAACGGGGUAGGCCAACAUGUACACACCUGCCAAGAAUAGCUUUGGGCAGGGGUGGCCGUCUUGGCGUCCUACCCUAGCUCCCUGGGGUUUCUAGAACUGUUGGCCCAUGUGAUACGUUUCCCCUUUCAUGCUGGUGGGUGAGUGACAGUUGGUGGGGGCGGGAGGUGGGACCCACGAGGAUGUAUAAGUACAGAUUUUAAAAAGGAACUCAUUUAAGCUUCCUGGCUCCUGUUCAGAUGGUGGUGAGCUCCCGUGUGGGCUGACUUUCUAAAGGUCACACUGCCACCCACCCUGCACCCCCAUCAGUGAGCGAGCCAGACCUUGUGACAGCACGUGAUGGGAAGACAGGCAGCCUGGAGUGGGGGAGGGCAGUAGCAAGCAGGCAGCAAGCUCUGGGACUCCCCAGCUGUGGUUGCUGGAGGGCUUGAGGGGAUCCAUGGUCUGUACAUCAGCCGUAUGCUGGGAAGGGGCAUCAUUAAUUCCAAGAGUCUAUAGCUAUGAUCUGGCCCAAACUCCUCUACUGCUAUCUCAGAAAAAAAAAAUGUCUGCUAAAGCAAACUAUGCUAUGAACAAAACUGCCAGGGACCAGUUUAAUGUAUGUAAGAGAACAUGACUCACCAAGCACUUUAAGAAGGAAUGACCUAUCACAGAAAUGUGCUCUGUGCUGUGACUCCCACUGGUCGCAAGAACUCAGGACAGUGCUGGACAGUGCUUUGCACUGGCGUGCAUUGUAAGGUGCUGUGGAGAAGGCAUCUUCCUAGGGUUAUUCUGUUACUAAGGGCGUUUCGCUUCGUUGGGUUUUUGUAUUGACCACGUUAGCACCCACACUGUAUCUCCCAAGCCAUUGUCCCCCUCCUCUCCUACCAGAACCCCUCCUUCCUGCUCCACUGGGACAAAUAGAGUUCAGGUGGAAUUUCCCAGAACUUCUGGCAGUCCGAUAAACCAUCUUCACGGUCGUGGUGGAGACUCCCAAGGUCCUGGCUACGGGACAUGGGACAGGCUACGUGCACCAGUGUGCAGAGGCGGGUCCACGGAGCCCUCCUGCCCGUGGCCAUCACAGUCCUCGGUGGUCAGCCCUGCUUUGCACACUCCUCCGAAGGUUGCUUCAGCCACUUUCCCCAGACUAGACUUUAGUGCCCUUUAAGAAGUGUGUAAGUUAUAUUUAUUUUGUUGUUGUUUAAAUUGCACAAAACACUAAGAGGAAAGGCUGGGCUGCUCUUCCUAAGCUCUGCCUGCCUUCUGGGGGCUUUCCUUCAUGUCCAGAGGAGCCCUGGGCAGCUGUGGCUUCAAAGAUGCUGUUCACCUAGGCUGGCUGUAUUUAGCUUCAAGACAGCCUGUGUUCUGCUAGCCCUGUGUGUAUAGGCCCCUACCCUGCUCCAGGGUGCUCACCCGUCAGUGCCUUUUGGGGAGGAGAGGACCCUUCCCGUACCCUGACUGGCUCUCUCCUCGUUUGUAUUCCUCUCCCCUUGGGACUGUUACAUCCCUUGCCCGGUUCCCAUCAGUCAACUGUAGAUGCUCUCCCCUUACCAAUAAAGGCCUUGGA
Messenger RNA from Phodopus roborovskii (desert hamster), 6045 nucleotides. It is a transcript of the gene Itpkb, whose product is annotated as inositol-trisphosphate 3-kinase B. The coding region runs from base 354 to 3164 and encodes 936 amino acids. NCBI's taxonomy places the organism in Eukaryota, Metazoa, Chordata, Mammalia, Rodentia, Cricetidae. Gene Ontology annotation, biological process: inositol phosphate biosynthetic process. The record is from RefSeq and is a predicted model, not a curated record. Gene Ontology annotation, molecular function: inositol-1,4,5-trisphosphate 3-kinase activity; inositol tetrakisphosphate kinase activity. Gene Ontology annotation, cellular component: nucleus; cytoplasm. The transcript is spliced from 8 exons.